AUGGCAGACAAGACAGUCGUUGCAUUUGAUCUGUAUGGCACUUUGUUAUCCACCGACUCCAUUGCCAAAGAGCUAGCGAACCAUUUUGGCGCUGCCAAGGCACAGGCCAUCUCCGCACUCUGGCGGAGAUACCAGUUGGAAUAUACAUGGCGACUCAACAGCAUGGAGCGUUACGAGGAUUUCUCCAGCAUCACUCGGAAUGCAUUGCUUCAUGCACUGGCCGAGAACGGCGAGCAGUUGGGCGACACCGAUAUCGCUAGUCUGAUGGAAGCCUACGACAGUCUUUCUACGUUUCCCGACGUGAGUCCGGCUUUGGACCGAAUCGCAGCCGACUCGACCUUCCACGCCGUGGUAUUCUCCAAUGGCUCGAAAGUAAUGGUUUCCAACUCGGUUAUUCACUCCAAGGACCUUGCCCCGCACGCCAAUAUGUUUCAAGACCUGAUCACCGUCGACGAAGUCCAGCGGUACAAGCCAUCGCGAGCAAGCUAUCAGCACCUUGCGGAUAAGGUUGGCAAGCAGCCAUCGCAGAUGAGCGAGCUUUGGCUCGUCAGCGGAAACCCGUUCGAUGUCGUCGGUGCGCGUAGCAUGGGGAUGAAUGCGAUCUGGGUUGAUCGAGCCGGCAAGGGGUGGCAGGACGCUGCUGUGCCAGAUCUACGACCUUCGGCUAUUGUACGCAGCCUGGAGCACAUUGUGGAUAAGAUUAAGGGCCGUCGCAAGUGA
Molecule: messenger RNA, 720 nt
Organism: Penicillium cataractarum
Lineage: Eukaryota; Fungi; Ascomycota; Eurotiomycetes; Eurotiales; Aspergillaceae
Product: haloacid dehalogenase, type II
Exons: 2
Coding region: 1-720 (239 amino acids)
Molecular function (GO): hydrolase activity, acting on halide bonds, in C-halide compounds
Source: RefSeq, a predicted model, not a curated record